Messenger RNA from Rhinocladiella mackenziei CBS 650.93, 231 nucleotides. RefSeq lists its product as uncharacterized. Lineage: Eukaryota; Fungi; Ascomycota; Eurotiomycetes; Chaetothyriales; Herpotrichiellaceae. The transcript has 3 exons. The coding region runs from base 1 to 231 and encodes 76 amino acids. The record is from RefSeq and is a predicted model, not a curated record.
AUGCCUGGCAACUCAGGCAGUUCCUACUACCCCUACACCGUCACCAACGGCGGAACCAACAGUCAGGGAAAUAGCUGGGACACUCGCCAACAACCCUCGGGCUCGGCUUACCACUACUCGAACUCCAAUGGCUCAUACUACUACUCCAAUGCCAACGGUAGCACCUACUAUAACAAUGGCAGCGGAUCAUCGACCUACACGACACCAAAUGGCAAUGUGACCAAGAAAUAG